Molecule: messenger RNA, 1049 nt
Organism: Nicotiana attenuata
Lineage: Eukaryota; Viridiplantae; Streptophyta; Magnoliopsida; Solanales; Solanaceae
Product: peptide methionine sulfoxide reductase A1-like
Exons: 2
Coding region: 49-810 (253 amino acids)
Biological process (GO): cellular response to oxidative stress
Cellular component (GO): cytoplasm
Molecular function (GO): peptide-methionine (S)-S-oxide reductase activity
Source: RefSeq, a predicted model, not a curated record
AACACUUUACACACGUAACCAAUCCAUCUCAACACGAAACUGCCCCAAAUGCUCCUCCUUAAGACCGCCAUAACCAACCCCUCUCCAAUUCUCUUUUCCUUCUCCAAAAAACCCACACUUUCCUUUCCCUUCACCAAAAUUCUCCCAAUUUCACUCUUCCCUUCAACUUCAACGCACCCUUCUUCCCCAAAAAUGAGCAGUUGGCUCAACAAACUGGGUUUCGGUUUUCGAACUGAUCAAUCACCCGCUAUGGACUCAUCUGCAAUUCCUCAAGGACCCGACGAUGACAUACCCUCCCCGGGUCAACAGUUUGCACAGUUCGGAGCGGGUUGUUUCUGGGGCGUUGAAUUGGCGUAUCAGAGAGUGGCGGGUGUUACAAAGACUGAAGUGGGAUACUCGCAGGGUUAUUUACAUAACCCGAGAUAUGAAGAUGUGUGUAGCGGUACUACUAAUCAUUCGGAGGUGGUUAGGGUUCAGUAUGAUCCUAAGGAAUGUAGUUAUGAUUCCUUGCUUGAUGUUUUCUGGUCUCGUCAUGACCCCACCACCCCCAAUCGACAGGGGAAUGAUGUCGGCACUCAGUACAGGUCUGGAAUUUACUUCUACACACCCGAGCAAGAGAAGGCAGCUUUAGAAUCCCGGGACAGACAGCAGAAGCUUCUGAACAGGAAUAUUGUUACUGAGAUUUUGCCGGCUAAGAAAUUUUACAGAGCUGAGGAGUAUCAUCAACAGUACCUUGCAAAAGGGGGUCGCUUUGGUUCAAAGCAGUCUGCUGAGAAAGGCUGCAAUGAUCCCAUUCGAUGCUACGGUUAAGACAUUUUCAUUUGCACGAUAAAAAUAAAUUUAGUUGUAUCUGUUUUUCUAAGCUAAGGUUGUUAAUAUGUCGUGCUUUUGCUGUAUGUAUUAGAUCUACCCGCUUAUACUUGCUUCAGGAAAAUCAAACGUCUGUGGCUUCACCAUAGAUUUGUAAUGUAUGUGGUUCCAGAUCUGUUAAAUGUAAGGCUGUGUGAUCUUUGCAAUAUAAUUUUUGCAUACCUACUUUAUGAACCAAA